AUGGGUGAUGUAAAUCGUGUUGCCCUGUUGUGGGAUCUCAACACUUGUCCACCGUUGAAUUCUGAGUUGCCAAAUCUAGUGACCAAUGUUAACGCUACUCUAGCAGCAGUGGGUUGUUGUCUCUCAAAUGUAAGGGUAAUUGUUGGUGACAAUAUAAAUCAGAAAUUUUCUAUAGCAGAAAAAACGCUCCUUGAAGGUCAAGGUUUCACGUUCGUUCAUACAUCCGAGAGAUUACCUGCCUGCGAAUACCAUAACGGUAACAAGCCCGUUUUACCUGCGCCGCAACUCGUUUUAGAAACGGAAUUGUUGAAACUUUCUGCCAACCAUCAAGAUCCUUUGCGGCCUCGGUCCAUAUUACUAAUUACAGGUGAUUAUGGUUUUUUCCGUUCAAUGAAUAAUUUCCGUACUCGAGGCUAUGCAAUAUAUUUAGCUGAAGCGGAAGACACAGAUCCUGCGUUGAGAACUACAGCAACACGAGCAUGGACUUGGAUUCGUAUUCAACGUGGACAGGCAUGA
This is a messenger RNA of Arabis nemorensis, 516 nucleotides long. The record is from the annotation of a GenBank genome assembly. NCBI's taxonomy places the organism in Eukaryota, Viridiplantae, Streptophyta, Magnoliopsida, Brassicales, Brassicaceae.